Molecule: messenger RNA, 1308 nt
Organism: Neohortaea acidophila
Lineage: Eukaryota; Fungi; Ascomycota; Dothideomycetes; Mycosphaerellales; Teratosphaeriaceae
Exons: 2
Coding region: 104-1165 (353 amino acids)
Molecular function (GO): oxidoreductase activity
Source: RefSeq, a predicted model, not a curated record
CAUGCAGCAGCCUUUCCCGGAUUUGUAAGCUCCCUCGUGUCAGGUUUCGCAACUUCUGCAUCUAUGGCACGACUCGCGCAUUCACAAGGCUUGUACAGCGGCUAUGGCAACCAAUGUAUCCGGUACAAAUUGGACAUGGACGGUCCAGCAGCUAUCAGGCUUCGACGGGCUGGCAAUCAAGAAGGAGGCCAUACCGCAUCAACUCGGCGACCACGACUGCCUGGUCAAGAUUGAAUCAACGUCCUUGAAUUACAGAGACUUGAUGAUCCCCAUGGGCACCUACCCGUUCCCAAUGAAGACAGGCGUCGUCCCUGGUUCCGACGGCGCUGGUACAGUGAUUGAGACUGGAUCCCGCGUCUCUCGCUUUCAAAAAGGUGAUCGAGUGUGCACGAUAUUGAGUCAAGGCCAUAUCGCUGGACCGGCAACGCCGGAAAUUCUGCAGACAGGAUUAGGCGGGAGUCUCGAUGGCACUCUGCGGCAGUAUGGUGUCUUUGACGAGUCCGGGAUGGUACACAUGCCCUCGACUUUGACCUUUGCUGAAGCAAGCGCGCUCCCAUGCGCUGGAGUCACGGCGUGGAACGCUUUGUACGGGCUGACAGGGCGAGCUUUGAAGGCGGGAGAUACGGUACUGACUCUUGGGACCGGAGGGGUGUCGAUCUUCGCGAUCCAAUUUGCUGUCGCGGCGGGAGCAACUGUCAUUGCUACGACCUCGAGCGCGGCCAAGGCUGCGAGGCUGAAAGAACUCGGGGCGCAACAUGUCAUCAACUAUCGCGACGACGCGCAAUGGGGCGAGACGGCCAAAGCAUUGACGGCAGGGCAAGGUGUCGACUUUGUGGUGGAAGUUGGAGGCGCUGCAACACUCCCUCAAUCCCUGGCCGCGAUCAAGAUGGACGGCAUUCUCUCCAUUGUCGGCGCUGUUGGUGGUCAGGAUUCCAAAGACCCCGAGCCCGGCCUGCUGAACGCCUGGUUUCGUGGGUGUAUUGUCCGAGGUAUCGCGGUGGGCUCGCGAGCGCAGUUCGAGGAGAUGAAUCGGUGCAUCGUCGCCAAUCAUAUCAAGCCGGUGGUUGAUCAAAAGACAUUCCACUUGCGAGAGCUGAAGGAGGCAUAUCAAUAUUUGUGGGAGCAGAGGCAUGUCGGGAAGGUGGUGGUCGACAGUGCCGUUUGAGUGAGAAGACUUGGAGGUCUUUCGCUGUUUGAACGAAAUCCACCGCGAUCGGAGAAGACAAGUUCAUUUCCAUGUACCUGGGGAGCUGUGGCGUGAACCAGCCGUAGACAAGCAUCAAUGGCCAAUACUUGCUGCGCAAACAU